UGUAGGGGGAAGAAAUUUGGCGUGACAGCGUCAACAAGACGGAAGCAGUAUGUUCAACAACACAAGGGCGCCAUGUUCAAACUGCUUCAUCACAGCUGUUGACGUUUUGUUUUUUGUUUUUUGUUUGCAAUGCCAAACAAACUGAAACGAACUAAAAGGAGUCUCCGGAAUAGUUUGUGUGGUCAUGAAGAGCAACGUCAAAGAGUCGAGCCUAUGUCGUUAGUUUUAGUCGGCGCGACAUCGGCUAAUAGUGUAUUAGCAUGUCCGUCAAAGGAAGAAGCAUACUUGACCGAAUGUGACAGGAGCACGAACGACGAGGUUAAAGUCGCAACAACGUUAGUCAGUAACAGUGAUGGACGUCCCUCCUCCUCACAGUGAAGAUGUUACAGGAGUGAGGCAGAACUUAGCAUGUUUACCUUCAUCAUCUCUGCACAGUUGUUUGAUGGACAUCCAAGCGUCCAGCCCCACAUUCCCGGUGCAGACUGUGUUCGCAACCCUGCAGAGGAAAGCCAGGGAGAGGCUAGAAGAUUAUGGACGAACAGAUGAGAAGAGGAAACAAGAGUUGGAGAGCUGUGAGAAGGCCUCCAAACGCCUGAGAUCUAAGAACGUGACUGCCGUAGGAAGUUGCGUUGCCAUGGAGACGACUGAGCCCAGAGUGAGCAGACUGAGUCGCACUCGAAAACUCAAGCAGCAGGUUGUCGCUGAACAUAAACCAUGUCACGCAGAAAUGAACCAACCAAGGGAUGUCAACCAAAACGAUACUGGCUGUGACAAUGUGCUGUGGACGGACAAGUACAGUCCUCAGUGUGCUGGUCAACUGAUCGGGAAUUCUCUCCAAGUAAACAAGUUGCACAGUUGGUUGAAAAAAUGGAAACAACGAGCUGACUGCGAUGAGAGGAGGCCGGCAGAACAAAUCAAACCCAACAUAAAGAGCGGCGGGACUGUUUCCACUGAAGAUUCAUGGGAUUGCGGUGACUUCCAGGGUGAGGCUGGCUCAGAGCAGCCUACGCCGUGUAACGCUAUGCUCAUAACCGGGCCUUCAGGCAGUGGCAAGACUGCGUCCGUGUACGCUUGCGCUCGGGAGCUUGGCUUUAAGGUGUUUGAGGUGAAUUCGUCCUCACAGCGCUGCGGCCGUCAGAUUCUGUGUCAACUGAAGGAGGUGACUCAGUCGCACCUGGUGGAGACAGCUGGGAAGGACCUGCUGAAGCCAGCUUACUUUAACAACAGCAGCAAAGGAAGCAGCUCUCAAAGGGAAACUUUAGCAGGAAAAUUGUCGGCUCCCAAAAAGGUGAGACAAAAGUGUGGACGCCUCAGACGUGCAAGAAAAGAAAGUCCAGCUGCAGUCUCUUUGAAAAACUUCUUUAAGAUGAAGGCCAAAGCAGAUCAGCUCUGUAGUUUGUCGCCGUCUGAGACACUAGAGGAUUCACCUUCAGGCUCUCAUCAAACAGUACAACAGAUCAAAAAAGGAGCCAUGUCGCUGAUUCUCUUCGAGGAGGUUGAUGUUCAAUUUGAAGAUGAUGUCGGCUUCCUGGCAGCCAUCAAGAUGUUCAUGGCGACCACUAAAAGACCAGUGGUUCUUACAUCUAAUGAUCCGACUUUUCGAAAGAGAUUCAGCAGCAGCUUGGAAGAAGUCGUUUUCAAGACACCGUCGGCUAUGCACGUCUGCAGUUACCUCCAGCUGGUGUGCUUGGCUGAGGGCGUGAAAAUGGAAUUGGACGAGGUGCAAAGCCUCCACAUGCUCACCAGGGGCGACGUCAGGCGUUGUCUCCUCCAGCUGCAGUUCUGGGUGAACAGCGUUAAAGGCCUCCCAGAGGAACAUCCAUGCUGCACUAAUGUAGAGGGGGAACGCUGGAUUUACCGUAGUGCAGGCUGCACUGCCAGCAUGUUGGGUCUCCACCCUGUCAGACAUCUUCUGAACCCUCUAAAGCUUCGGACAAUCCACUACACAAAUUGGCGUCACGAACAGGAUGGUUUAGAAGCAACAGGUCGACAGCCGCUCCCGCUCUCUCAGUCAGGCAGACAGUGUGCUGCACGCGCGCAUAACAAGGGUUCGUCAUGGACUGAAGCACACAUGAACAAGCUAACUGAGAGCUGGAGAAGAAAUGUACCUCUGCUCUACUCCAACCUGGAGCUGCUUGUGGCCAUCAGGGCCCCCUUAGGAACAGCUGUCCCCACAGCAACAGACGCCAAGCCACCUCGGUUUAGGAAAAGGAUGGUAACAGGCUCCAGUUUGACACAAAAAGCGCAAAAAAUCUCCUCAUAUUUCAGGGCAACAGCACAUCAGAGAAGUGGACAAACUGCACCAAAAGCAGAAUUUCAAACUUUGAACUCUCUUGCUGAAUUCUUUGACCUCAUGUCAUACUUGGAUAACACAGUAGCAGCAGCAGCUCCACGCACAAGAGAGUUUGUUUGGACUGGAGCUGACGUGAAAGAUGGCUCGUUGGAUGAAAUGAGCGAGAAUGAGGAAGGAUGGAGUCGGAGCCAGGAAAGCCUGCUGGAGAUUCGGUCAGCCGUGGAGGGUUUGGGGUGUCGGACUGAAGCUGGGACAUGCAGGCGGGAACAAGGUGACGUGAGUUGGAGCUUCACCAGUCGGCCUCUGUGUGACCCAGUUGUGUCCCAGAGGAGGUACAGGCUGAGCCGGGCAGUGCUGAACAGUCGGUUCUUCAGCCUGCAGGGGAACAGACAGGCGGUAUGCGUUGACUACAUGCCAGCCCUCCGCUCCAUCAGUCGCUCUUCGAGGCAACAAGGUGACAAACCAGUCAGGUGUUUGAACUACCUCUACAACUUACACCUGGGCCUCUCCAAGUCAACUUUACACCUCAUGGCAGAAAAUUUCUCCAGCAAAAGCCUGGCGAAUUUAAGCAAACUACCUCACUAGUUAUAGUAUAUAGAAUAUUUAUUUUCUCUAAACAGUCCGAUUAAAUGAUGUGCAACCAUGAAAUAUAAAUAAAAAGUUUUAUUUCAACAGCUCAA
Entelurus aequoreus (snake pipefish) is the source of this 2973-nucleotide messenger RNA. RefSeq names its product ATPase family AAA domain-containing protein 5-like. The transcript is spliced from 15 exons. The record is from RefSeq and is a predicted model, not a curated record. Gene Ontology annotation, molecular function: DNA binding; DNA clamp unloader activity; ATP binding. The coding region runs from base 353 to 2878 and encodes 841 amino acids. Gene Ontology annotation, cellular component: nucleus. Lineage: Eukaryota; Metazoa; Chordata; Actinopteri; Syngnathiformes; Syngnathidae.